CUACCUUUCGUGUUGAAAAAGACUUAACCCUUAAUUACCAAGCGAGAGAAUAAAGAUACUCACUAGGCCAAAACACACAGUCGUUUCACUUCCUCCUCCUUCAAGCAAAGCACAAAGAAUUCCCGACUCGGAGACCUAACUCACCCGAGUCACCACCACCACCGAUUCCAAAUGGAGGCCCAAGAGGGGACGCAGCAGCCGCACCUUGUGCUCGCAAACAAGCUCUUCCUCCUUUCCCAUUCCGAUGUCCCGGACAUCGAAAAGGUCCAACUCAGGGACGAGGUUUUCACCUCCGUCAAAGCCGACGAUAUGGCGCCGUUGUACGAAACCCUAGUCUCCGAAUCGGUGCUUGAGCUGGACCAGGGCGUUAUGGACUCGAUGAGGGCGAAGAACCAGGAGGAGCUCAAGAAACUUGACGAAAAGAUUGCUGACGCGGAAGAGAACUUAGGGGAAAGUGAGGUUCGAGAAGCUCACUUGGCCAAGUCCCUGUUUUUCAUUCGUAUUGGCGACAAGGAGAAAGCAUUGGAACAACUCAAAGUAACGGAAAGCAAGACAGUUGCAGUUGGGCAAAAGAUGGACUUGGUCUUCCAUACACUGCAACUUGGUUUCUUUUACAUGGAUUUUGACCUCAUUUCUAAGAGUAUUGACAAAGCGAAGAACUUAUUUGAAGAGGGAGGUGAUUGGGAAAGGAAGAAUCGUUUGAAGGUUUAUGAAGGCUUGUACUGCAUGUCCACUCGGAAUUUUAAGAAGGCUGCUGAUUUGUUCUUGGAUUCGAUUUCUACCUUCACCACUUAUGAAAUAUUUCCAUAUGACAUCUUCAUAUUUUAUACCGUCCUUACAAGCAUUAUAUCGUUGGACAGAGUUUCUUUAAAACAAAAGGUCGUGGAUGCUCCAGAGAUAUUGACAGUGAUUGGGAAGAUUCCGUACCUUACCGAGUUUUUGAACUCUCUUUAUGAUUGCCAAUACAAAUCAUUUUUCAAAGCAUUUGCUGGCCUGACAGAGCAGAUAAAGUUGGACCGUUAUUUGCAUCCACACUUCCGGUAUUACAUGAGGGAGAUCCGAACUGUUGUUUAUUCCCAGUUCUUGGAAUCCUACAAGAGUGUCACUAUUGAAGCAAUGGCUAAAGCAUUUGGCGUCACUGUGGAUUUCAUUGAUCUGGAGUUGUCUCGUUUCAUUGCGGCAGGGAAGCUUCAUUGCAAGAUUGACAAAGUUGCUGGUGUACUAGAAACUAACCGUCCAGAUGCUAAGAAUUCACUGUACCAAGCAACCAUCAAACAAGGGGACUUCUUAUUGAACCGCAUCCAGAAGCUAUCUCGUGUCAUUGACCUGUAGAUAGGCUUUCUGCGUUUGGAACGUGGUCACAAAGAACUUCAGAGCAUAGCAACUUGUGUCGUUUUACUUCUCAUUCGUUGAAACUAAGUUGUAUUUCUCCUUUUCUCCAAAUUUAUGUAGAAUUCAAGUACUCUGUAUCGAGUUUCUGCUUUUCUCUUCUAAUUGUUAUUCGUCGUAGUUUUUUGACUCUGUGGAAGCAAAAUCGUAGCAUUCUUGACACUUGCUGCGGAAUUAUUGAACUGGCUCGGUGCCAGAACUAGGAACA
Molecule: messenger RNA, 1597 nt
Organism: Malus domestica (apple)
Lineage: Eukaryota; Viridiplantae; Streptophyta; Magnoliopsida; Rosales; Rosaceae
Product: 26S proteasome non-ATPase regulatory subunit 6 homolog
Biological process (GO): proteasome-mediated ubiquitin-dependent protein catabolic process
Source: RefSeq, a predicted model, not a curated record